This is a messenger RNA of Hyaena hyaena (striped hyena), 4561 nucleotides long. RefSeq names its product insulin receptor substrate 2 (gene IRS2). The transcript has 2 exons. Bases 1 to 3813 code for a protein of 1270 amino acids. The record is from RefSeq and is a predicted model, not a curated record. Lineage: Eukaryota; Metazoa; Chordata; Mammalia; Carnivora; Hyaenidae. Gene Ontology annotation, cellular component: plasma membrane; cytosol. Gene Ontology annotation, molecular function: insulin receptor binding; phosphatidylinositol 3-kinase binding. Gene Ontology annotation, biological process: insulin receptor signaling pathway.
AUGGCGAGCCCGCCGCCGCCCGGGCCCCCCGCGCCGGCGGGCGGCGACGGCCCCAACCUCAACAACAACAACAACAACAACAACCACGGCGUGCGCAAGUGCGGCUACCUGCGCAAGCAGAAGCACGGCCACAAGCGCUUCUUCGUGCUGCGCGGGCCCGGCGACGAGGCGGCGGCCGCGGGCGGGGGGCCGGCGCCGCAGCCGCCGCGGCUCGAGUACUACGAGAGCGAGAAGAAGUGGCGGAGCAAGGCGGGCGCCCCGAAGCGGGUCAUCGCGCUCGACUGCUGCCUCAACAUCAACAAGCGCGCCGACGCCAAGCACAAGUACCUGAUCGCGCUCUACACCCGCGACGAGUACUUCGCCGUGGCGGCCGAGAACGAGCACGAGCAGGACGGCUGGUACCGCGCGCUCACCGAGCUGGUGAGCGAGGGCCGCGCGCCCCCCGCCGCCGCGCCCCCCGCCGCCGCGCCCUGCAGCGCCUCCCUGCCCGGCGCCCUGGGCGGCUCGGCCGGCGCCGCCGCGGCCGAGGACGGCGACGGGCCGCCGGCGCCCGCCUACCGCGAGGUGUGGCAGGUGAACCUGAAGCCCAAGGGCCUGGGCCAGAGCAAGAACCUGACGGGCGUGUACCGCCUGUGCCUGUCGGCGCGCACCAUCGGCUUCGUGAAGCUCAACUGCGAGCAGCCGUCGGUGACGCUGCAGCUCAUGAACAUCCGCCGCUGCGGCCACUCGGACAGCUUCUUCUUCAUCGAGGUGGGGCGCUCGGCCGUCACGGGCCCGGGCGAGCUGUGGAUGCAGGCCGACGACUCGGUGGUGGCGCAGAACAUCCACGAGACCAUCCUGGAGGCCAUGAAGGCGCUCAAGGAGCUCUUCGAGUUCCGGCCGCGCAGCAAGAGCCAGUCGUCGGGCUCGUCGUCCACCCACCCCAUCAGCGUCCCCGGCGCGCGCCGCCACCACCACCUGGUCCACCUGCCGCCCAGCCAGACGGGCCUGGUGCGCCGCUCGCGCACCGACAGCCUGGCCGCCACCCCGCCGGCCGCCAAGUGCGGCUCGUGCCGGGUGCGCACGGCCAGCGAGGGCGACGGCGGCGCGGCGGCCGGGGCGGCGGGCGGCAGGCCCGUGUCGGUGGCCGGGAGUCCCCUGAGCCCCGGGCCGCUGCGCGCGCCCCUGAGCCGCUCGCACACCCUGAGCGGCGGCUGCGGCGGGCGCGCGAGCAAGGUGGCGCCGGCGCCGGCAGGGGGCGCCCUGCAGCACAGCCGCUCCAUGUCCAUGCCCGUGGCGCGCUCGCCGCCCGCGGCCACCAGCCCCGGCAGCCUGUCGUCCAGCAGCGGGCACGGCUCCGGGUCCUACCCGCCGCCCCCGGGCCCGCACCCGCACCUCCCCCUGCAGCAGCCCGCCGGCCAGCGGCCCUCCAGCGGCAGCGCCUCGGCCUCGGGCUCCCCCAGCGACCCCGGCUUCAUGUCCCUGGACGAGUACGGCUCCAGCCCCGGCGACCUGCGGGCCUUCUGCGGCCACAGGAGCACCACGCCCGAGUCCGUCGCCGAGACGCCCCCGGCCCGGGACGGCGGCGGGAGCGAGCUGUACGGGUACAUGACCAUGGACCGGGCGCUGGGCCACGGCGGCCGCCCCUACCGCCGGGUGUCGGGGGACGCGGCGCCGGACCUGGACCGGGGGCUGCGCAAGAGGACUUACUCGCUGACCACGCCCGCGCGGCAGCGGCCGGCGCCCCAGCCCUCCUCCGCGUCGCUGGAUGAGUACACGCUGACGCGGGUGGCCUUCUCGGGCAGCUCGGGCCGCCCCUGCCCGGCCUGCCCCGCCGCGUCCCCCCGAGGGGCUUACCACCCCUACCCCGAGGACUACGGGGACAUCGAGAUCGGGUCGCACAGGAGCUCCAGCAGCAACUCGGGGGCCGACGACGGCUACGUGCCCAUGACCCCCGGCGGGGCGCUCGCGGGCGGCGGCUGCAGGAGCGACGACUACAUGCCCAUGAGCCCCACCAGCGUGUCGGCCCCGAAGCAGAUCCUGCAGCCCCGCGCCGGCGCCCCCGCCGCGCCGCCCGCGGCAGCCGCGGGGCCCGCGCCCGCGCCGGGCAGGCCCUUCCCGGCCGCGGGGGGCGGCUGCAAGGCGGGCUCCCCGGCCGAGAGCUCGCCCGAGGACAGCGGCUACAUGCGCAUGUGGUGCGGCUCCAGGCUGUCGGUGGAGAGCGGCGACGGCAAGCUGCUGGCCAACGGGGACUACCUCAACAUGUCCCCCAGCGACGCGGGCGCCCCGGGGACGCCCCCCGACUUCUUCCCCGCCGCCUUGCAGGGCGGGCCCGGCUGCUGCGCCGGCCCCUUGCCGCGCUCCUGCAAGGCGCCCUACGCCUGUGCCGGCGACAACGACCAGUACGUGCUCAUGAGCUCGCCCGUGGGGCGCAUCCCGGAGGAGAGGCCGGCGCCGCCCCCCAGCCCGGGCGCCAGCGGCCACGCGCGGCCCCCGCACCCCGUCGUGCCUUCGCCCCCGCGGCCGGGCGGCGGCGCCGGCGGCUUCCUGGGCCCGCGCUGCCGGGCCGUGCGGCCCACGCGCCUGUCGCUCGAGGGGCUGCACACCCUGCCCAGCAUGCACGAGCUCCCGCUGCCGCCCGAGCCCCGGAGCCCCGGCGAGUACAUCAACAUCGACUUCGGCGAGGCGGGGGCGCGCCUGUCGCCGCCCGCGCCCCCGCUGCUGGCCGCCGGCAGCCCGGCCUCCUCGCUGGGCUCGGGCACCCCGGGCACCAGCAGCGACAGCAGGCAGCGCUCCCCGCUGUCCGACUACAUGAACCUCGACUUCAGCUCGCCCAAGUCGCCCAAGCCGGGCGCCCCGGGCGGGGACCCCGUGGGCUCCCUGGACGCCCUCCUGUCCCCCGAGGCCGCCGCCCCCUACCCGCCCCUGCCCCCGCGCCCCGCCGCGCCCGCCUCGUCGCUGCAGCCGCCGCCGCCCCCGCCCGGGGAGCUGUACCGCCGGCCCCCCGCGCCCCCUGCCCCGGGCCCCAGCGCCGCCUCCCCUUCGUCCCCCGAGGCCGCGGACAACGGGGACUACACCGAGAUGGCCUUCGGCGUGGCCGCCACCCCGCCGCAGCCCAUCGCCGCGCCCCCGAAGCCGGACGGCGCCCGCGUCGCCAGCCCCGCGUCGGGCGUCAAGCGGCUGAGCCUCAUGGAGCAGGUGUCGGGCGUGGAGGCCUUCCUGCAGGCCGCGCAGCCCCCGGACCCGCACAGGGGCGCCAAGGUCAUCCGCGCGGACCCGCAGGGCGGCCGCCGCCGCCACAGCUCCGAGACCUUCUCCUCGACCACCACUGUGACCCCCGUGUCCCCGUCCUUCGCCCACAACCCGAAGCGCCACAACUCGGCCUCCGUGGAAAACGUCUCUCUCAGGAAAAGCAGCGAAGGCGGCGGCGGCGGCGGCCUGGCCGGGGGCGAGGAGCGCCCCACGUCCCCGCGCCAGGCGCAGCCCCCGCCGCCCCAGCAGGCCAGGCCGUGGCUGCCGGGUCAGCCGGGGGCCUUGGCCGCGGGCUCCCCGAUGCGCAGGGAGACGUCCGCCGGCUUCCAGAACGGCCUCAACUACAUCGCCAUCGACGUGAGGGACGAGGCCGGGCCGCACCCGCAGCCGCAGCCGGGGGAGAAGGGCGCCUGGGGCCGGACCCAUAGCCUCGGGGGCCUCAUCAGCGCCGCCGUGGGGGGCAGCGGCGCCGGCGGCGUGUGUGGGGGCCCGGGCCCUGGCGCCCUGCCCUCCGCCAGCACCUACGCCAGCAUUGACUUCCUGUCGCAUCACCUGAAGGAGGCCACCAUCGUGAAAGAGUGAGGAUCUGUCUGGCUCACCCUGACGUCACCCAUCAGAGAAUGACUUUAAAAGAAGAUGCCCAGUGGUCUUUUUGGUUUUUUAAUCUGAAGCUGCUUACGGUUUUCUUUUGGAUCUGAGCAAGGACUCCGUUUUGGAACAUCUACGACUAUAUUAGACUCUGGACCCACAAGGCAAGGACGCCUGCCCCUGCCCCUGGUUCGCGUCGGGGGCGCGUGUCAUUCUGCUGCUCGUGCUGUGUUCUGUUUGCUCUCUCACGGAAGUCGCCGAAGAAGGUAUUCUCAAUUGGAUGUUUCCAUUGGCCCUUUAAAUUGUGGCCGGUGUCUUAAUUCCUCCUCACUUUCUUUGUGGCAAAGCAGUUUCAUCCCUCGGCAUGCUAGGAGCUGCUGCAGUACCCAAGAAGGUGGUAACAUCUGGUCUUUACUGGCAUGCACUCAAAACUACCACAGUCCUACCUCAGUUCAGGUGAAGCCGGAUGUGUGUGGCCGGGGGCCAGCAGGACCUCCUGUACAUAGCUGUCUGCUGAGUAUGUCCCGCGUGUGGCCUUCAGCCUUAUUUAAGUGGUCCCAGAACGCAGCGGCUCCGUGGAUCCAAUCCAGGUACCUGCGUGUUUACUCAGACCGAGCCCGGUGUGGGACUGACGUUUCUCAACGGAAAUGCAAUUUGGGAUUGGACUUUGAAGAUGGAUUAAUAAAUAAUAAUAAUAAUUAUAUGUAACUGAAGCAACCUACUUUUGAAAAUCAUCAACUGU